AACAUGCAUGCUGUCAGAUGGAAUCAAGGUAAACAGUAGGCGCGGUGCUCGUUUGACAAUCAGCUGCUGCUGGCUGAUUGUGGUGGUGUUGGUGUUGGUUCGUUUUGUUUACAUUUCUAUUCCAUACACGCUGGUGGAGUGAACCAGAACGCGCGCCCAGCAUGAAGCCGAUUACGCUAAGAAUUUUCAAUUUUCCACCCAUAUUUACCAGUGUCGAUGUGCGAGAGUUUUUACACCUCUUCGGGUUGGAAACGGAUCGUUUUAUCAAACGGAGAAAUACGCACGGUGCGAUUGUGAGCGUUGACAACGAAUCGGAAGUACGCCUAGUGAUUGCGCGCCUGCAUCAGCUGCAGAUUAAAACGCACCGAUUGAAAGUAGAGUACACUGGUGAGACUGAGCCCUCUAGCUCAUCAGACUGUUCCGUUCUGAAGGACGCUGCAAGGAGUAGGACUAGGGCCAUGCCAGGGGAGCCCUGUUUUUCGCUCGGAUAUGACUCGUUCCCACCGCCACAUCUCUCUUACCGGUAUCCAAAGUGUACGCCCGAUAUCGCAGCAAACAUCGUCGCAGAGCUGGCCUCGAACACUGCACUUUACUACCAGACGCUGCACUUGAUGAACAAGAUGAACCUGAAACCACCGUUUGAAAGUGGCCCAAAUGCCGAUCCAAUCGCUCGCGUAACGGAACGACCGGAAGGGGAUGGCCUUGCGGCUCAAACAGCUACACUGUCGGACGAGGAAUCGGAGCUAGAAUCGGACUCAGAACUGAACAGUGCAGGGAAGGUAAAAGUGGCUUCCAGCUUGCUGAAGCGCACCAUGAAAGUAGUCAAUUACGACCCUGCGCCGGUAGAGCCACAAACUGUCGGGAAGCCACAGAAAAAGGCGAAACUAGAAAUACACAUUUCUGCAGCUUCACUAACCGCAUCAGAUGGAAAUAUUCCUCCCGGCGAUCCUACACCGGUGGAAACACCGGAGAAGGUAGCAUCCUCGGCGGAAGCCCGAUGCCCGCCACCUUUAUCCAUCGAUACUAUUUUAAGCAAUCGAAUCCCAGACGAGCAACGCAAAACGCUGAACGUUUUCCAACACUACAGCGCAGGCGAACCUACCAACAAGCUGUACAUUAAGAACCUUUCCAAGCACGUCACGGAACAGGAUCUGCUGUCGGUUUUCGGCGCUUUCUUCCCCGACAAAGAGGUUCAAACAAUCGAUGUAAGGCUGAUGAAAACGGGAAGAAUGAAGGGUCAAGCAUUUGUUACAUUUGUUCCUCCUGCUGGCGAUGGUGUCGAAACGCCUGAUGGUGGCAUAUUUGAGGCAUGUGUAGAGCGUGCACUGACUGCAGUUAACGGAUACAUAUUGAAGGACAAACCAAUGGUAGUUUCCUAUGCAAAGAAGACGUGAGAUAGGGCCACGAAAAAUGGGUACAGAAAUAAAUAAGAAAAUUGUACAUACA
Anopheles stephensi (Asian malaria mosquito) is the source of this 1446-nucleotide messenger RNA. RefSeq names its product RNA-binding region-containing protein 3. The transcript has a single exon. Gene Ontology annotation, molecular function: pre-mRNA intronic binding; U12 snRNA binding. Lineage: Eukaryota; Metazoa; Arthropoda; Insecta; Diptera; Culicidae. Gene Ontology annotation, cellular component: U12-type spliceosomal complex. The record is from RefSeq and is a predicted model, not a curated record. Bases 162 to 1394 code for a protein of 410 amino acids. Gene Ontology annotation, biological process: mRNA splicing, via spliceosome.